AACACAAAGCUUACAAAUGAACGAGUACUGCGAGGUUUCGCCGGUUGUCAGCCACGUCCAGUUUUGCUAUACUUUUUCUUUUUGUAUAAGUGAUUGAAUUGUGUGGUAUAACGAAAAUGUUCGUAUUGAAAUAUCUUUUUCUGUAUUCAUUAUUUUAUAUUUCACUUGCUUCGGAAAGUGACGUAGUAGAACUUUCAGAUGACGAUUUUUCGACAAGAAUCUCAGAACACGAAACAGUCCUCGUUAUGUUUUAUGCCCCAUGGUGUGGGCAUUGUAAGAAAUUGAAACCAGAAUAUGCAAAAGCUGCAGAACUAAUCAAAGAUAACGAGCCACCUGUGGUAUUAGCCAAGGUAGACUGUACGGAAGCUGGAAAAGAAACAUGUCAAAAAUUUAGUGUUACAGGCUACCCAACUCUUAAGAUAUUUCGGAAUGGAGAUUUCUCACAAGAAUAUAAUGGUCCUCGAGAAGCAGUUGGCAUUGUGAAGUACUUGAAGGCACAGGUGGGGCCCAGCUCCCGGGAGCUGUCUUCAGUUGCUGACUUUGAAGGUUUCACCAAUAAAAAUGAUGUUGUAGUAGUAGGCUUCUUUGAGAAGGAAACAGAUCUGAAAGGUGCUUUCUUGAAGGUUGCUGACAAAUUGCGUGAGAAAGUCAAUUUUGGCCAUUCGACCACAAAAGCAGUGCUGGAGAAGGAAGGACACAAAGAUGCCAUUGUACUGUUCCGACCCAAACACCUGCACAACAAGUUUGAGCCAAAUUCAGUUGAAUAUGUUGGUGCCAACAAGAGAGAAGACAUUGAGUCUUGGAUCAACAAGGACUAUCAUGGUUUGGUGGGCCACAGGCAGAGAGACAAUGUCAAUGACUUCAGACCUCCCUACUUUGUUGCAUACUACAGUGUAGACUAUGUAAAGAAUGCCAAAGGAAGCAAUUACUGGCGAAACCGCGUCCUUAAGGUGGCCAAAAACUUUGCUGACAGCUUCACAUUUGCCAUUAGUGCAAAAGAUGAUUUCCAACAUGAGCUGAAUGAAUAUGGAUAUGACUAUGUGAAGGGAGACAAGCCAGUUGUGUUUGCACGAGAUGCAAAGCACCAGAAGUAUGUGAUGAAGGAUGAGUUCUCGGUGGAGGCACUUGAGCAGUUUGUUAAGGACGUGCAGGGAGGAAAGCUGGAACCGUACCUCAAGUCCGAGCCCAUCCCGGAGGACAACAGUGGACCUGUCACAGUCGCCGUGGCCAAGAACUUUCACGAAGUCGUGACCAAUAACGGAAAAGAUACGUUAAUUGAGUUUUAUGCACCCUGGUGUGGUCACUGCAAGAAACUUGCCCCCAUAUUUGAUGAGCUUGGAGAAAAGUUGAAGAAUGAAGAUGUUGCAAUUGUCAAGAUGGAUGCCACCAACAAUGAUGUGUCUGGUGUGUAUGAGGUUCAAGGAUACCCAACUCUUUAUUGGGCUCCAAAGAAUGGUAAAGAUUCUCCAGUUCGAUAUGAGGGUGGCCGUGAGUUGGACGAAUUCAUUAAAUACAUCGCAACGCAUGCUACAAAUGAAUUGAAGGGCUGGGAUCGCAAAGGAAAACCCAAGAAGGAAGAGUUGUAGGUGAGGACAGUGAAGUGUUACAUAGACUGUUUCUUCCAUAAAGCAGUACUGCAUACAGUAUUGCCAACACAUCAUUAUUAUAUUUGCUUUAAAAUUAUUUUUGGUUCAUAGAAGUGAAGUCAGAGGACUCUACAUGCUGAAUAUUGAAGACUGACCAACAUUCAUGUCCAUUCCAGUGGAUGCAGUAACCUUAUCUGUCCUGUGAAACAUCUAUAGAUGAACAAACUGCCAUGAAUAUUAUGCAGUUGUGAUUAUUGUGUUGUUUACUUUAAUAUAGUGUUAUGGUCAAGAAUUUUUGUAAGAAAUAUUGUGCAGCAAAGUGUACAUUUUUUCCCCCCAUCACUGAGUCAAAUAAAAAGAAUUAUUGAUACUUAA
This is a messenger RNA of Zootermopsis nevadensis, 1961 nucleotides long. It is a transcript of the gene ERp60, whose product is annotated as disulfide-isomerase A3. The record is from RefSeq and is a predicted model, not a curated record. Gene Ontology annotation, molecular function: protein disulfide isomerase activity. Gene Ontology annotation, biological process: response to endoplasmic reticulum stress; protein folding. Lineage: Eukaryota; Metazoa; Arthropoda; Insecta; Blattodea; Termopsidae. Gene Ontology annotation, cellular component: endoplasmic reticulum.